This is a messenger RNA of Durotheca rogersii, 1445 nucleotides long. RefSeq lists its product as uncharacterized. The transcript has 2 exons. Bases 504 to 884 code for a protein of 126 amino acids. Lineage: Eukaryota; Fungi; Ascomycota; Sordariomycetes; Xylariales; Xylariaceae. The record is from RefSeq and is a predicted model, not a curated record.
CGAUUAUCAGAUGGCGUGUAAUACCUACUUAUAGGCUCAUACGAGGCUAACAGGUAAUGAGGCUCCAUCUCCGAAACCGUUAGAGAGAGCUCCAGAGCGUACAGAUUCCAUGUCGAGCGGUACCUACCUACCAAGCCGCCCUCCAGUGGCCAGAUCUUCUCGAGUGGCUCCGUGUUGAGGAUAAGGGGGAUCGGCUCGGUUCUUAGUCGACGACUCUAUACUGCUGACCAAGUGAAGGGGCCCGGGUCCUGCUUAUCGAUGCCACAGCAUCUACUGGCUGUCGUUCCUCCGAUUAUUCCACGAUGGCACCCGAGAUGCGUCAAGUCAUCGCGUAGCGGGGAAUCGCCCCAUUGACGUCUCUCCGUAUCGCGCGUCCCUGCAGCUCGCAGAAUCCGCACACGGAAAGGGGCCGUCCAGACGGCCAGUGGUAGGCCAUGUCUGCGGUUGGAGUUGAUGUGGCCCCGAGACGGGUCGUGUUCGUGUAUGUAGGUAUGUAUGAGUAAAUGCGGCUGCUCUUACAUCGCGGUCCCCACCGCGGCCGUAGGUGUGGGAUACGACGGGUUGACCAGAGUUUUUCUUCUCUGUUUCUCCUCUCGAUGGGUGUAUUUUUUUCUGUUCCUCAACUGCAUGCUGCAUGUGCGAUAUGCACUGCAUCGCUCAUGGGACCACGGCUCCUACCUGACCUUAGGCAUGUUAAGUGCCCAGGUUCUCGAAUGCUACAUGUAACGCGAUGGACGGAAUGGGUCGCGAGACGCCCACUAGCGCUUGGGUUGCCUCUUGGUUGGUUGGGUUCGACAUCCCGACCUGGACUUCCCACCACUUAUCCUAUUUACAAGCUUUCCUUGCCGAUGCCUGACGAGGUGCAUGAUGCGGCAAUCACUUGAUCACCCGUGUUUCGGCAGAUCCCACACCAUUCCUCCCCUCUGUGUCAUUGUAGAGAGCUACCGUAACGAUUCAACGAAGACAUGAGGCACGCACGGGGUGGUCGGAUACCGAGGUACCUACCUAAGGCAUAUGUACGUACAAUCUGGAGAAGGUGGUUACGAGCGACGGUGGCUGGAGAAUGACGAAAGGAAGAGCGGCAAGUUACGGGAUUGCGGAUCACGGAGAGGCCGUCUCCCGCCUGUCACCUGUCCCCUCCCUCCCCCUGGGGUAUCCUCACCUACCAUCGCGGCACAGAGUCCGGCAUAGAGGGGUAGAGAAAGUAUAUUGGAGAUUGCAGUCGACUCCGCGCAGACGCCUCUCCCUACGGCGGAAACGACGGAACCGAUCCAUGGAUCCGUGAAGUUUGUUAGGCGGUGGGCAUUUGCCUCUCCCUCACCGUUUUAGGACCAUUCCCCGCCGCUUAAACGGCGCAACCAAAAAAAAAAAAGAAAAUAAAAGAGGAGAAAAAAAACUGUGGCGGGGGACGUGUUAGGAAGUCGGGUGUUUCUCCCCUAGGAGGA